Messenger RNA from Macrosiphum euphorbiae (potato aphid), 687 nucleotides. The record is from the annotation of a GenBank genome assembly. NCBI's taxonomy places the organism in Eukaryota, Metazoa, Arthropoda, Insecta, Hemiptera, Aphididae.
AUGAAGGAGGAACUUAAUCAAAAUCCCACGAAACCGGUACCUAAGACAUUUAAUGAAAUUAGGAGAUCUGUCAUAACUUCAGGAAUAGAAGGUGCUACAAAUUCGGAAGUUAUAGAUGCUAUUCCCGUAUUCACCAGUAUAAAAAGUUCGGGAUACAGAAAAAAAAUGAAAAUGAUUCCACCUUUACCGUCAAAAUUAUCUGAUUUAACGAUCGAAUUUGAUUGGCGUUCUACAAAUGAUGGGAGAGAUUUUUUAUUAGGUUCAGAAUUAAAUGAUAAUAAAAUAAUUAUAUUUGGAACUGAAGGAUUUUUAAAACGGCUUUGUAACAGUGAAAUUAUUUUCAUGGAUGGUACAUUUAAAUCCGCUCCAAAAUUAUUCUUGCAAAUAUAUACAUUACACUGCUUUGUAAUGGGAGUUAUGGUACCAAUGGUUUAUGCUUUUUUACCGAAUAAAAGCACUAAUACUAAUUACACAAGGAUGUUCAAUAUUAUUAAAGAAGCUGCCUUGAGAAAUGAUUUGGCUUUUAAACCAAAAACGUUUCAAAUUGAUUUUGAAAUAGGAAUGGUUGUUGCCAUUAGUGAUUCAUUUGGAUAUAAUACAGAAAUAAAAGGAUUGCUUUUUUCAUUUUGGACAAUCCAUAUGGCGUCAAGUACAAAAAGUUGGACAUAUAAUAAUUUUUUAUUUUAA